Messenger RNA from Myxocyprinus asiaticus (Chinese sucker), 2402 nucleotides. RefSeq names its product protein lin-7 homolog A. Gene Ontology annotation, molecular function: L27 domain binding. NCBI's taxonomy places the organism in Eukaryota, Metazoa, Chordata, Actinopteri, Cypriniformes, Catostomidae. Gene Ontology annotation, biological process: maintenance of epithelial cell apical/basal polarity; neurotransmitter secretion; protein localization to basolateral plasma membrane. Gene Ontology annotation, cellular component: cell-cell junction; MPP7-DLG1-LIN7 complex; basolateral plasma membrane. The transcript has 6 exons. The coding region runs from base 110 to 766 and encodes 218 amino acids. The record is from RefSeq and is a predicted model, not a curated record.
CGCUUCUCCAAUCCGCUCUCACUCGUUCUCUUUCCCGCUCCAGUGUGCUCGCUGAUGCCGCAGCUCCAGUAGCCGCACUCUCUCUCUGAUAUAAACACACAGCACAGUCAUGGCGACAAUGACGGUCCAACCGAUCACCCUGGAGCGUGAUGUUGCCAGGGCAAUUGAACUGCUGGAAAAAUUACAGGAGUCAGGCGAUGUCCCAGGUCACAAGCUGCAGUCCCUGAAGAAGGUUCUACAGAGUGAGUUCUGCACGGCCAUUAGAGAGGUCUAUCAAUAUAUGCAUGAAACGAUAACGGUGAAUGGCUGUCCGGAGUAUCAAGCACGUGCCACGGCUAAGGCCACAGUGGCAGCGUUUGCAGCCAGCGAGGGUCAUUCUCACCCAAGAGUGGUGGAGUUGCCCAAGACAGACGAGGGGCUGGGCUUCAAUGUGAUGGGCGGAAAAGAGCAGAACUCUCCAAUCUACAUUUCCCGUAUCAUCCCUGGGGGCGUGGCCGAGAGGCACGGAGGCCUAAAGAGAGGUGAUCAGCUCCUGUCUGUCAACGGAGUGAGUGUGGAGGGCGAACACCAUGAGAAGGCCGUGGAGCUGCUGAAAGCAGCUAAGGACAGUGUCAAACUGGUGGUGCGCUACACCCCUAAAGUCCUGGAGGAGAUGGAGGCGCGGUUUGAGAAGCUCCGCACUGCCCGCAGACGGCAACAACAGCAGCUCCUCAUACAGCAACAGCAGCAGCAGAACCUGGCCUCUCAGCAGAACCACAUGUCGUAGGCUGUUCCAAAAGAAGAAGUAGAGGACACUGAGUGCGAGCUACUCGAUAUCACAUUCACAGUGAUGUAAGGAGGCCCAAGAGAUCGGAAGAGGACCCUUACUGUUCCGCAGUAAAGACUGUCCUCUUUCAGUGUACUACCUACUCAAAAAGGUCGAAAACUCCAUGAUAGGUGUCCCAAAUUGGUGCUUGGAAAAAUGUACAUGAUGGCAGAGAGGAGGCGAGCACCGAGUACACGGUUCUGCAUUUAUUGUUCAUAUUUCAAUUGUCUGGAACUAGUCGCAAGUUGAGUCCCUCUUGUAGUUUUGUGAAAACGUGUUUUCUCGACAUAUAUUUGUAAUGCAUUUGACUUUGUUUUUAUCAAUGUUAUAUUUUCGUUGUCACUGCUUUGUACAGUAACCUUUUGAGGGAUUCUUUUGGUGCUCGUGUCUGUGAAUAGAAAGCGCUUUUAUGUCCUUGAAUGGAUAACUUUAAGGUAUUUUAUACCAUAUUGUAGCAAGACAUUUUUUGACAAGAAAGUAGAUUUAGCAAUAACACACUUGUUUUGUCAUUCUAUUGUCAAAUAAUGGGUAAAAGAUGUUUUUAUGAUGGUAAAGUUAUUACUAAACUGUAUCUUAUGACCCAUGUGACGUAAGUCUCACAACAUCAUGAACAUCAUUUGCACAGAAUGUUUUUGUUAGAUCACUGUAUCGCCAUUGACGGAGAUUAUUUUGUGCAUUUGGCAUAAGUAUGGCAGGUAUAUUUGAAAGGUCAUUCAUCGAUGACAGUUUCAAUGCAGUUUUACGGUUGUGAUGUCACUACUGAAAUUAAAAUCUAAUUCAGAAAGAUUCUAUUUAAGACCAUUUUUUAUAUACGAGGACAAAAAGAAUGUCAAACAGAUAUAUGAUCAACAAAUGAAGGAAAAUCAUAACAUAGUAUUUUAUUAUUUUAAAGUUAUAUUUUCAAGUUUAUCUCAGAAGUUUCAAAUAAUAUUAAUUGUGCUGUUCUGUAUAUUUUAUGGCAUUAUAUUUAACUUAACCGACCACCUCAUUUACUGGAAACAUUGUUACAUUCUCCUGUUUUGACAAUCAACUUAUGAUGUAAGCAUUAAUUUACUGCAUUAUUCUCUUUUAUUUCAUAAAGUGACAUUUUGAUUGCAUUUCAACCUUUUUCCCUCAACAUAAGCUGACAAAAUCAGGCAACAUGUCUAUCCAUUGCAAUGCUUUAGUUGUACUGUUUAGAAGCAAAUCUGUAAAUCGUCAAGUAGUUGAUGACCACCAGUAAUCAAAGGUAAUAUUGUAUAUGUGUUAUUAUAAUUUAAUUCUAAUUUUUCCUGCAAAGGACUUUGGUAGAUACUUGAAUUGAUUCCUUUGAUGGUUGGUUUUUGAGUAACCUCCGACUGUGGGUAACCUUUAAAUGUUUCAUCCUAAUAGACAAAACCACGCAAAGCUGUGAAAGUGAUUUGUUCCUUGAUUCUCAAUUGAUUCAUUCAUUUCAACUGAUUCUCUUCCCUUUUAUAUGUUUACUUACAGACUUGCUUAUUAAAGACUUGCAUUUUUGAGACUGGACAAGCUGAUCUUAUGACAGCGGGAAAAAAACUACCAAGUGAUAUGCAAUUGUUAUACAUAUUAUAUUUGUAUAAAUAAAUAUAUGUGCGUG